AUGCUAGCUACUUACUAUGAUCUGUCUCUGAAUGGAUUCAAGGCCCCCGCGAAGGGUGCGCGGGGAGAGGCGACGGCAGGCGCAGGUUACGUCACCGCGCUCUCAUCUUCCACUUGUGAAGAUGGGCAGUUGACAGACAGAUCUAUCAGACACUUUCAAAUUGCGAAUUUGAGAAGGAGCCCCCAGAGCCCGUCGCUUCAAGUCGUUUCUCCAGAUCACUGCUUCCCAUCGAGGAACUACUACAAGAAAAGUCCCCGACGACUUGUUGAGAUGACUAAGCACCCUGGGGAUCAGGGGCGUCAGUGGAAAAAACCCGAGCAAGAAUGUAAUGCUAAUCUCGGC
Messenger RNA from Iphiclides podalirius (scarce swallowtail), 342 nucleotides. The record is from the annotation of a GenBank genome assembly. Lineage: Eukaryota; Metazoa; Arthropoda; Insecta; Lepidoptera; Papilionidae.